Molecule: messenger RNA, 1071 nt
Organism: Branchiostoma belcheri (Belcher's lancelet)
Lineage: Eukaryota; Metazoa; Chordata; Leptocardii; Amphioxiformes; Branchiostomatidae
Exons: 3
Coding region: 1-1071 (356 amino acids)
Source: RefSeq, a predicted model, not a curated record
AUGCCGACACCUAUCCUCCCCCGUAUUGACGACUGUGAGUGCACCCCAAAUGUUCAGCACCUCUUCCGGCGCCACCACCUCCUCCAGAGCCCCAUGUACUACAUACGGUGGAUAUACGCAGCCUUCUAUUCUCUCUACCUUCUGUUCUUUAUGGAACCUCCUACUGACAGAGACAUUGUCGGCUACAUAGAGAACACAACCAUGGUAAUGCUGAUCCGCCCUGCAGCGGACGGCAGGUUGGGCGAAUAUGAAGUAACCGUUAGAGAUUGCAAGUUGCGUGCUUCCGGAGGAUACAAGCUGAAGAAUAUGUCACUGAGGUACAAGAGAGGCAAGAGGGGCGUCCGGCUUUUGUCCUUUACUCGCAACGGAGUUAGAAUGAGUAACAGGGGUCAAAUAUUUUCCACAGUUUACUUCUACCAUACCCAUUCCUUCCACACUAAGUCCCACCUGUUCUCCAAUAGCCUGGUCCGACACAUCGUGGAUAACAAUGUAAAGAUUCUCCAGGAGUCAAGCUACACAUCCAUUCCGUUACAUUACGAGCUCCUCCAUUCGUCGCUGAGUGUGUUAGAGUGGGACGGAAACGUGUCCAGAUAUCUCGGCUAUGGAGGUGCCUGUAUCAGAGAGAGCCUAGUGGAGGAGAGUAGGAACAUGAGCGCUCUGGCCGGACAUCAGGCCAUGGAACGCUGGAAGUCACAUGGGAAGGACUCCUUUGCUGGAAAACUUUUAAGGUCACGACUGGCGCUACAGGGAGUCAUGGAGCGCCACGAGAUUGACCCAAAGUUGCUUGACCCUCUUUUCAACCACGUCAUUGUGCACAGCCUGGAUCAUGAUGGCAUCAGUCAGUGGUCGUUCCUAAGGUUUUCACUCCACCCAUGGGACACCGAGUGCAGCAUCUACCAGGCCUUCAACACCAGCAUGUUCCGUAUCCUGAUCACCCAGCCCAAUCUGAACCCGCUGGCACCGAACACCAUCCGUUCCAUCAACAAGCCGUUCUACCAGGACCUGUACCGGGAACUGCGGAAGAUCGACCCCAAGAUGGCGGAUGUAGUCACCGCUAGUGUCAUGUACUAG